Carassius auratus (goldfish) is the source of this 2974-nucleotide messenger RNA. Its product is annotated as fibronectin type III domain-containing protein 4-like. The coding region runs from base 394 to 1056 and encodes 220 amino acids. Gene Ontology annotation, cellular component: plasma membrane; extracellular region. Gene Ontology annotation, molecular function: protein binding. The transcript is spliced from 6 exons. NCBI's taxonomy places the organism in Eukaryota, Metazoa, Chordata, Actinopteri, Cypriniformes, Cyprinidae. The record is from RefSeq and is a predicted model, not a curated record.
GACCGUGGUGCUGAUCGCCGCACGCUCGUUCAAGAGCAACACUGGCACGCACGAGCAUCAGGACGUGAACACCUCCUGAACUUGACGCUCUCUCACAACCUUCAGUUUCGUAGGGAAGCCUGAAAGAAUCGAGCAUGAACCUGAAGUGAGACGGAAGCAUUUUGGAAGUCGAAGAAUAGUCAGUAUUAAACCUGAUGCUGUCAUGGACGUUCCGGCACAUGUUUUAAUAGGAUUUGCGAACAUGAUGUCCAUCAUGAGAUUUUUACUGUAUUUCAUUUAAGAUGUUUUUAUUUGGAUGAAUUUAUAUUCAGAAUGUUGCUAUAAGCAAACCCGUUUAGAAGCAAAAGAAGAUAAAUAAAUCUAUUUGGAUUCUUGGACAUUUGAAGUGGAGAUAUGGCUCGCGUUCUUGUCCUUGUUAACUCAGUCGGACUGUUGCUCUUCGGUAGUGAAAUGUUUCUGGUGGGAGCAAACCGUCCACCUGCUCCAGUUAAUGUUUCAGUUAUGCACCUGAGAGCUGAUUCAGCAACCGUGUCCUGGGAGGUGCCUGAGGGUGACAUCAUCAUCGGCUUUUCCAUCUCUCAACAGAGAAUGGAUGGCAAAAUGCAGAGGUUUAUCAGAGAGGUGAACACCACUAGCAGAUCCUGUGUGCUGUGGGACCUGGAGGAGGAGACGGAUUACAUCAUCCAGGUGCAGUCCAUCGGCCUGUAUGGAGAGAGUAAGGCCAGCAAUCGUAUCCACUUCAGAACCCUGAAGAAAACGGACCGCUUUCCCUCAAACAGUUCAAACCAAGAUGACCCGACUGUCCAAGGCCUGGAUAAAGCUCGACACUUGCAGACAGGAGAGAUGAUCAUCAUUGUGGUGGUGCUUCUUAUGUGGGCAGCUGUAAUUGCCUUGUUUUGCCGGCAGUAUGACAUAAUAAAGGACAACGAUUCCAGCAACAGCAAAGAGAAGGUAAAACCAUCCUCAGAGAGAACCACACCAGAGCACCACAGCGGAGGUCUGCUGCGGAGCAAGUUCCACCAGUCUGUGUCAUCUAUCAGCAUCAUUGAGGUGUGAUGGGAGUGUUGGGGACCUCAGUCACGCUCUCCGUCGCACCACCCGCAGUAUCUGAAUGACAGUUUGUCGCCCUUUCAUCAACACACGGUCAAAAAUCCAUAAGCAACACUGCAGUAUUGGCCCACCCAUAAACACAUAUUAAAGCAAUCUAUUGGGAUUGUAAAUAACAUAUAUUGUGUAUAUGACUGGAUGUCUAUAUUUUACCAUGGAUGGAGAAUUCCCAAACCUCUUACUGCAAUAUAACAAGACUAAUUCUGGGAUUUUUUUCACUUGUAUAGGAAGGAAACUGUAUUUUUGUAAUGGCAUUGGUGAAGUAUGACAGGGUUUCUACAAUUUAUUUAGCUUGUGUUUUGUUUAUGAAUGCAACUUUCAUGAUCUGAUAGGACGUGUACAGAAGCAGGUCUUUAAAUUAAAGAAAUAGUAUACCCAAAAUAAAUACCCAAAAAUUAACCCAAGGUCUUGUAAGAUGCAGAUGAGUUGGUUUCUCUGUCAGAAAAAAAAAAAUAUCAACAUUAGAUCUCUUGCUCAUCAAUGGAUCCGAUGCAGUGAAUGGGUGCCAUCAGAAUGAGUCCAAACAGCUGAAAAAGCAUCACAAUAGUCUGCAAGUAACUCCAAUCCAUUAACUAACGUCUUUUUGAGUGUAUUUGUAUUAAACAAAAAAUAAAUAAGAGUCAUCUAUCCAUAAUAUUCCUUUUCAAUUUUUUUUGUCAUGCAGUUUUUUACUUAGACUGAAGAGUUGUGGAUUACUUGUGGAUUAUUGUGAUGUUUUUAUCAUCUGUUUGGACUCUGGCGGCACCCAUUCACUUCAAAGGAUCCACAGGUAAGCAAGUAAUGUAAUGCUACAUUUCUACAAAUCUGUUCAGUUGAAAACUCAUUUUGGAUGGAAUGAGGCUCAGUACAUUUUCAGCAAAUGUUAAUUUUUCAUCUGAACGUAUCCUUUAUGUUUGUGUUCUUAUUUUCAUUAGUUGGUAAGUGUGGUGGAAUUGUGUCUGUUCUGCUUGUUAGAGAGAGCAGACUUAUGCUAAAUCUCUCUACUUGCAAAUUGUUUAAUUUCUUCACCUUCCAUGACAGUUUUUAUGUAUCCUAAAUAUGACUACUAAUGUUUAUUUACCUAUUUAUCCAUUUUGUUUUACUAUAUAAUGAUCUUAAAACUUGCCAGAAUGAAUAAUGUACCUAAUGUGUAAAAAAUUUAUAUUGAAUUAUUGGUCGUUUUAAGAAUAUAAAGAUGCUAUAAACCUAACGAUGAAAAGUGCAUGGUUCUUUGAGUUAAUUUUUUUCUUCUAUUUCUCCAUAUCAGUUUUAAUAAAGAUAAUGAAUUACUGAUGUAAGUUAGUUUUUUCUUGCUUUCUUAUUGGCAUCAUAGCAUAUUUGGUGUAUGAGAGAAGUACUACAGUACACAGAAAGCCAACCUAAUGUUUGUUUCAACACGGACGUGCCAAUGAAGUGGGAACUAAUUUAUUGGUGCAUUCAACAACCAAACAAAAUACAUUAAGAAUCAUUAAUGUUGACAUAACUUUAGAGAAUUUAUCAAAUGAACAAUGUAUUCAAAAUGGAGACUUAAAUCUAUAAUCUUUGACUAUAAAAAUAUCCUAAUGGCACAAUUUGUUCAUUAACUUCUAAAAUCACAAGAUAUGAGACUAUUGUAUUUUUGAACAAAUAUUUUAUUAUAUAUUAUUAAAUAUCAACCAAUGUCUAUGUACUGUAUAUAUGCAAACGACCUCUUGAGCUCUGUUAUGGUUUCAUGAUGGUUUAAAUAAUAAAAAAUUUUAUGUGUACAAAGCCAAACAUAGAUUGCAUAGUUUUUCAUAAAGCACAAACUUCAAUUUCUUUCUAUAAAAAAAACAUUAUAAAAAUCACACACAAUAUGCUAUACUGAUUGAACAAUAUAUAAGAAAUCAUUUCAGACAUUAUGUAAAUU